Molecule: messenger RNA, 1741 nt
Organism: Saccostrea cuccullata (small rock oyster)
Lineage: Eukaryota; Metazoa; Mollusca; Bivalvia; Ostreida; Ostreidae
Exons: 6
Coding region: 26-1741 (571 amino acids)
Source: RefSeq, a predicted model, not a curated record
GCCAUUGAAGAUAUCGACGAAAUUUAUGAAUGGAAAUCUUAUAUUUAAAUGGAGCAAUAUUUCAACAAACCGCAAUGAUAUAAUCAUCACUAAUGAUUCUCAAUCCAGUUCCUGGAUACAGGUUUAUGACGACCAAUACACAGUGGAAGAUGCCAUGCAAUAUAAGUCAUUGGCGAUUAAGGUACGGGAAUAUAGGGACACGGACUUUAGAAAAGGUCACGAUGACUACGUAAAGACUUACAACGUCACAACAGUUAUAUCUAAUGAAGGUAAUUCCAAAAACAUUUCAUGGACAGCUGGAUAUUUUCCAAUGAGUGGAUUUUACUACAUUUUUCAUGAAUAUAAUGGUUCAGUCUCACGAAUUAUAGAGAUAGCUAAUGCCAAUCCACAACCCAAUAAAAAGUAUGCAUACCAUUCCAAACCUUUCAAUUCUGUAAACAUACUCUUUGAAGUCAGAGAUAUAACGACAGGAGAUGCGGGAUAUUACGUAGGAAGUCCUACAGAGGCGGAUGCUUGGGAAGGAGAACGAGGAGUUGUUCUUAUUGUUUCUGGAAAACCACAAAAACCUAUUAUAAAAGAAAAUCUAGAUGUUAAGGUGGGAGAUAACGCCUACCUGAAAUGUGAAAGUAGAUCUACGUCUGCUCCAUACUAUUACAAGAAAUUCCCACCAUUAUCGUACUUAUGGUUUGUCAACAACACCAGACUAGACAGAGAGGUUAGAGAGACAUACAGCUUUAUUGUGUCUAAGGAGGUUAAAUACAACAAAUACAGCUGUCAGGCGAUAGAGACUCUAGAAUCUGAUAAAAGUGACGAAGUUCAGAUUAACCCUUUAUAUGGUCCAGAAACCGUACUUGUAACCCCGAAACCACCCAGUGACGAACUUAGUAUUCAUGAAGGGGACACAUUUGGUCCAUACACCUGUUCAGCUGACUGUAACCCACCCUGUACCGUGCAGUGGAAACUCAGAGAUCCGUCAGGGGGUUUUAGAGACGCUACUUCCAUUGGGACGUCUUCAGUUACUGUACCAGUACAAAGAGCGAAUAGAAGUAAUAUGGCUUUGAUUCGAUGUGUAGUAAACGGUACCAAAGGCAAAGAAACAUCAGCCAUCAAGCUGAACAUUCAGUAUUUAUCGGAUCCAAAGGUAUAUAUUAAUGGCAAUCUUAAAAAUUCACUUACCGUUGAUGAAGGAUAUCCUCUACUUUUGGCAUGUAACAUGGAGGGAAAUCCAGUUCCAGUUACUAUCCUAAAAGAACUUACUGGUAACGAGAUCUUGGAACAACGUAGUAGCUGGAUAAACCACACACUGAGAAGGGAAGCAGUGUGCUCUGACACAAACACAUACAUCUGCGAGGGAAGCUCUUCAGAGUUUGAAAGAAAAUAUCAAUCAUUCAAUAUCAAUGUUCUUUGCGACCUUCGCCUUGAUAUGUCAGCUGUAGUAAAAACCAAUUAUGGUUCCAUGAGUGGCUCAGAUGUGAAUGUUCCUGUUACUGUGCCAGUGAUAGCAAACCCCCCGAUUACUCCGUCAGGGAUCACGUGGUCAGGUCCUUCAGCAGAAUCUAUAUUGACGAAUGUAGAUUUACAAAGGGAUACUUUUAUAUACAAACAAAUGAUUGUAAGCAGCAUUCCCAUUCCUGACCAGAGAGCCUUCGGAAACUACUCACUGAUGUACAAAGGAAAGACGAUCAUCGAUAUAACAAUAAAUGCCGAAGGUUGUACUUCUGAAGUUUUUUCUAGUAAUUAA